Messenger RNA from Pichia membranifaciens NRRL Y-2026, 390 nucleotides. RefSeq lists its product as hypothetical. The annotation marks the transcript as partial. Lineage: Eukaryota; Fungi; Ascomycota; Pichiomycetes; Pichiales; Pichiaceae. The record is from RefSeq and is a predicted model, not a curated record. The transcript has a single exon.
CCUAACCUUUCAAUGCCAGAAACUUUGAUAAUAUAGAUGAUUGUAAAAUUUUCCUCGGUUUGCGAUGGGAAUUAUUUCAGAUUCAGGCCAUAUUACCGGUUUAGAAGAAAAUGGUAAUCAAGACAAAAAAAAUGACCAGAAUAGUGAAUGGGAAAGUAUAGAUUCCUCAUUAGACGAUCGGAUAAUGUUGAGAAAGCCAGAAUUGUUUGGCCUGAUCUAGAUCUAAACUGGAUCAUGUCAGUUAUAAACAUCGAAUCUGCAAAAUGUUAUGAGAAAAUCGCUGAAAAUUCCGAAAAACACAUCGUUUGUAGCACGCCAUGAGAUAAUGAACGUAACCGAGCUAGUAACAAUGAAUGUUCUAUAAACUCAAUCCACAUACUUCGGCGUCAG